Messenger RNA from Aaosphaeria arxii CBS 175.79, 1303 nucleotides. RefSeq lists its product as uncharacterized. The record is from RefSeq and is a predicted model, not a curated record. Bases 185 to 1291 code for a protein of 368 amino acids. The transcript has 4 exons. NCBI's taxonomy places the organism in Eukaryota, Fungi, Ascomycota, Dothideomycetes, Pleosporales.
CUCUGAGGGUGUAAACCGGGCGGGGCUAGGUGGGGUACAGGAUAGGGGAAUGAAUAUCAUUUAUGAGCAUGGCUGCUCUUUAUUCAAGGAGAUUUCACGAAUUGUCCCCGUGUUCUUUCAUUUGCUGUUUGCUUGCAAUUGUCUCCUCGGCUAUACGAGAGUCGGCUUCGCAAUUGGAUUUACCAUGUCGCGAGACGAUAGAUCUAGCGAAUUCACCGGCGUACUUGGAUUCUUCCUUGCUAUAUGCACUAUUCUAGUUUCAUUACGGUGUUAUUGCAAGAUAGUUCUUGUCAAGUCUUUCGCGGCUGAUGAUUACCUUUCUGUUCUGACGCUAAUUUCGUUUGCUAUGUUCUGUACACUGGCUUUGCUGGGUCUCGCUAAUGGCACUGGCAAAAAGCAAUAUCUCAUUCCUACCGAACGCUAUCCUGAUGGCAUGAAGUGGUGGUGGGCUUGCGAGCCAACUUACGUGAUAUGCGGCAUCUUUCUGAAACUCAGUAUCGGUAUCUUUCUACUCAGGAUCGCCGUUGAUCGGGUACAUCGACUAGCUCUUUGGGUUUGUCUCAUCACUGUCGAGGUCUACAGUGUAUUCUUUUUGAUGCUUUUCGUCUUUCAGUGCACACCUAUCAGCUUCUUUUGGGAGCGAUUUCGUGGUGCCAAUGGUCGCUGUGUCAAUUCCGAUAUCGUGGUUGGCUCGUUUUAUGGAUACUCGGCAAUAAGUUGCAUUACGGACUGGGCGUUCAGCAUUAUACCUAUCUUCAUUGUGCGGAAGCUGCAAAUGAGUUCUCAAAAGAAGAUUACUGUCGCGAUCAUCCUUGGAUUCUGUGCUAUUGGUUCUACCGCAACUAUCGUCCGCUUACCCUACAUCAGCGGGAUGAACGAUACAGCUGAAUUUUUGUAUUCAACCACCGACGUGGCGAUUUGGUCUACCUGCGAAACAGGCAUUGGUCUUGCGACAUCUGCAGCCGCAACUCUACGCCCUCUCCUUCGUCAAGUCUUUGGCGAGCUAUCCACCACUGGUGAAAGCGCAUCGCGCAAGCAGUCCAGAAAUUGGGGCGGUAACAACCCAUCACGCUCUGGUUACAUAGCACAUUCUAGUGGAAAAGAUGGGGGUGCAAUUCAACUGAAAAGUCACGAUUCGAAAUUCGCACAGACUCAUUUGACCGCGAACGGAGAUGCGCUCAGUCAAACAAGUAGUACAGUACGGUUGACAGAGGAUGAGCAGAAAGGCAAAAGGUCGGAUGAGGAACAAAUUGGUGGGAUCAGGAAGACUGUAAAGAUUACACAAACGUAAAUAACAAUAAAU